This is a messenger RNA of Artibeus jamaicensis (Jamaican fruit-eating bat), 2497 nucleotides long. It is a transcript of the gene DIO2, whose product is annotated as iodothyronine deiodinase 2. Lineage: Eukaryota; Metazoa; Chordata; Mammalia; Chiroptera; Phyllostomidae. The record is from RefSeq and is a predicted model, not a curated record. Gene Ontology annotation, molecular function: thyroxine 5'-deiodinase activity. The transcript is spliced from 3 exons.
ACCACAGAUAGCACCGGAGCAAAGCCAGAGGGAGUGAGGAGAGGAGAGGAGUCAGUCGCUCCAGGGAAAAAGAGUGAGGCAGGCUGGAGAGAAGGAGAACAGAAAAGGGUGAAGGGGAACCACAGUGCACACGGGAACUGACUCAGGAGGCAGAGAAGAUGGGCAUCCUCAGCGUAGACUUGCUGAUCACACUGCAGAUUCUGCCAGUUUUUUUCUCCAACUGCCUCUUCCUGGCGCUCUAUGACUCGGUCAUUCUCCUCAAGCACGUGGUGCUGCUCUUGAGCCGCUCCAAGUCCACUCGCGGGGAGUGGAGGCGCAUGCUGACCUCAGAGGGAAUGCGCUGCAUCUGGAAGAGCUUCCUCCUUGAUGCCUACAAACAGGUGAAAUUGGGUGAAAAUGCUCCCAAUUCCAGUGUGGUGCAACUCUCCAAUCCUGAAGGAAGUGACAACAUUGGAAAUGGUGCCCAAGAGAAGAAAAUUGUUGGAACUGAGUGCCAUCUUCUUGACUUUGCCAGUCCUGAGCGUCCACUCGUGGUCAACUUUGGCUCAGCCACUUGACCUCCUUUUACUAACCAGCUGCCAGCCUUCAGCAAACUGGUAGAGGAGUUCUCAUCUGUAGCUGACUUCCUGUUGGUCUACAUUGAUGAGGCUCAUCCUUCAGAUGGUUGGGCGGUGCCUGGGGAUUCUUCUUUGUCUUUUGAGGUGAAGAAGCAUCGGAACCAGGAAGACCGAUGCGCCGCAGCCCACCAGCUUCUGGAGCGUUUCUCCUUGCCGCCCCAGUGCCGAGUUGUGGCUGACCGCAUGGACAAUAAUGCCAAUGUAGCUUAUGGGGUAGCCUUCGAACGUGUGUGUAUUGUGCAGAGACAGAAAAUUGCUUACCUGGGAGGAAAGGGUCCCUUUUACUACAACCUUCAAGAAGUCCGGCGUUGGCUGGAAAAGAAUUUCAACCAGAGAUGAAAUCUAGAUUAACUAGUUAAAGAUAGGAUUGUAACAGAGCUUUUCAAAAAAAAGAAAUAUAUAUGUAAAGGAAAAGAAACUAAGAACUGAAUCCACUAUUUCAACUGAAUCUCAUUGCCUCGCUGAAUGACAGGAAUUUACAUGUGAGAAGAAUGUAAACCUCUAACAUCGCAAUACUUCUUUCACCACUCAAAUGGCAUUUGGCUAAAUAGUAGUCCCAUCACUUCUCUUAAAAAAAAAAAAAAAGAAACUUAAGAGACUUCUGAUUGAAAAUAUCCCAAGAUGGAGAGGAAGAAACCCUGUUUGCUGCAGCUGAUGUUUUGAGACCUGAAGGAAAGACUUACCUGACUAACUACCAUGUCAGGCAAACUGCUGUUCUUAUCAGUAUAAGGGGUAUUGCCUAGGAUUUAUUUGGCAUGGAUAGAGCUCAACAAGAAAAUUCUUAAAUGUUUACUUAUAAGGAGGCCUUGAACCCAGGCCAUGUGGUUAGGACCUUGGCCUUUAACAUGUUAGUUUCUGAUUUUCUAGUUCUAGCUGUGUUGUGCUCAGUGUCAGUCUGAACGUCCCAGAGCUCACAGGUGUAUUUGUAAAUAUUAAGAAUGAUUCCUAGCUGGAGGGUAAGCAUGAUCAUCUGAAGCCUGAGGGUAACUUUUGAGAGGUGAGAAAAGCUCUAAAAGGAAAUCGAGUCAACUAGCUAGAAAAAAUGAGGCAGAAGGAUUAGAAGGCUUCAUAGAGUUUCACCUUGAGAAUGGCACCAAUUUCCUACCCACAGAAAUAUACACAGAAAAAGAAGAAGCUCAACUAAAGGUAGCAUAGAGAAUAUACAUAGGAAAUCAAUGUAUUUAUCAUACACUCCUAGACUGAAGGAGAAAGAGGGAUGAAAGGAAAAAACACACUCUAAUAUUUGUAUUUCUGAGGUUUCUUUCUGAGAAGUGAUUACUUUUUGAAACCUGUUUGUGAUAUGUAUUAUACACCUGUUAAUGGGUGAAUUAUACUCCAUGAUACUGACUAAAAGUGAAACCAGUGGGUUUACGAGUGCUGGUCUGUCCCUCUUCAUUUCCACAGUUUUGAUGUGGCCCUACUCAUUCUCGAUCUGAGUCUCUAUAGAAGUGUUUUCUCAAUGCUGAGCUCCUCAGGUCAAGAUAUGUAUCCAUUCCAUUUCAUUCUCGGAUGUUGUGGGAACUUUCAGCUGCUGUGGGAACUUUCAGUUUGCCUUUCAAAGUAGGUGAACUAUAAUGAAUGAUUGGUACAGACAAACAUGGUUUCUUCAGUUGCUAAGUAAAAGGAAGAGAAAGUUAGUUUGAGAUAAUUCCCAUCAGUAAUUGUGGAGACUUUUCUAUAAGACAAUUUUCACAAGCAUGGAAUUUUGUAAAAUGAAAUUCCCAUUGACAUUUGAAUUUGGACUUGGCUCUUCCUUUGUUUAUAUUAGUUGAGGUCUAUAAUCUAAGGCCUCUAUAGUACAUUAAUAUAAAGCUAUUUUAAUAUAUAGAUACCAUAUUUCUCUUUAAAAAUGAAGACACAAUAGCUUUACCUAUAAGUAA